This is a messenger RNA of Passer domesticus (house sparrow), 5766 nucleotides long. It is a transcript of the gene TBX3, whose product is annotated as T-box transcription factor 3. Gene Ontology annotation, cellular component: nucleus. The record is from RefSeq and is a predicted model, not a curated record. Gene Ontology annotation, biological process: positive regulation of DNA-templated transcription; regulation of transcription by RNA polymerase II; cell fate specification. NCBI's taxonomy places the organism in Eukaryota, Metazoa, Chordata, Aves, Passeriformes, Passeridae. The transcript is spliced from 8 exons. Bases 2503 to 4698 code for a protein of 731 amino acids. Gene Ontology annotation, molecular function: RNA polymerase II cis-regulatory region sequence-specific DNA binding; DNA-binding transcription factor activity, RNA polymerase II-specific.
GGUGCGGAGCGCGGCGCAAGGUGCGGGGCGGGCGCGGAGGGCGGCAGCGGCUCCGGUUUGCGCCGCGGCGCCGAGGGCGCGCUCCGGCGGGGCGGGCGCGGGGCGCGGGGCGCGGCGGGGCCGGGGGCGGCAGCGCUUGUCCCGCGGGCACCUCCCGGUCGCCGUGAGACAGCGGCGGCCCGGGUGGGGUACAUUGCAGCAAACUUCUUGAGGCCGCCGGGCGCUUGCUGUGGACGCUGAUAAAGGGAAGGCGUACAGGCUUUGGGGGUUCCCACCGCGGCAGGAGCCCGAGAACCGGUUCCGAGCAGAGGUUGGAAAGACUCGCUCUCUCUUGGUCGAUAAGCAGCCGCACAGCGCAGCCGAGCGCUGCGCGGGUAACCAGGCUCCUGGCUUCGUGAAACACAUCAGACUUCCCCCCCUCAUCCUCUUUGAACGCAUUACUCCCGCUUCCUUUCCUCCCUCCUCCUCUUUUCACCCCCACCCCCGACUAAAGGGGAGAUAUUUUGGUGAAUGCAAAGCGAUCCUAGACGCUGGUUACUACAGGGACUUCACCAAGCUGGCGCCAAGCGCUCUUAACCAUGUGCGUCAAAAAUGCAAUGUUAGAAGAGCUAAUCACUUUAGAGGUUCCGCUCCCAUCUGCGCGCAGCCAGCGCCGAGCCCCCGCGCUCCCCCGCUCCGCUCCCGGAGGAUUAUCCUGCUCUGUUUAAAGCAGGGUGGGGGGCGUCAGGAGAUUCUCCCCAGGGCAGGGUAGCGAUUCGGCACCUCCCAGCGCUGGGAUACCCUGCCCGACACGCGUGGGCGCUCCGUGCCCUGCAUGCCCACGACACGCACAGUCACAAGCCCCCUUUGCUGCCCUGCACUGUCGCACACCCAUACCCACCCACACCCCCCCCCCCAAAGGAACAGAUCUCCCCCGAAACUUCCCAGGAGGAUCCUGCCCGGCUCUUCCCUCUCCGUGGGGUCGGAUCAGACCCACGCGUGACGCUUCCCCGGGGGGUGGCAGGCUCCACGCGAGCCCGGGCUCACCCGGAGCUGGCCCCCCCGCCCGGCGCUGCCCCGGCCCGGGCGCAGGGAAAGCCGCACUUCCCGUCUCCUCCCCGCGCACCUCGUGGAAGAGGAGGGGUGUGGGAGCGUAACCCUGUCGGCGCCGGUGCCAGCCGAGUGGCCUUAAUCGGCAAAGCCAAAGAAAGAAAGAAAGAAGGAAUAAUAAAUACAUUAAAAUGCCAUUUUCCAGCGGCCUCCCGCUUCCCUGCGCGCACCCGCCUCCAUCGGCGGCCGCCGGGGCCGGGGCUGAGCCUCCAGCCGCCCACCACAACAAUGAUGAGGGCGGCCGCGGCCGCCGGAGCCGAGCUGCGAGCGGGGCCAGAGCCACCCCCGAGCCCCGCAGCUCAGCCCAGACCCGCGGGGGGAAGGAAAGCGCCCGGCUCCCGGCCCGGAGGUGCCGUUUACAGAAAGCAACUUCGCCGGGGAGCGGAGAGAGGGCGCGGGGGCAGCGGCGGCGGCCGGGGAGGGAGGGUGACACCAAGGCGGCGGCGGCGGCUGCGGGGAGCGGCGGGGAUGGGCGGGCGGCCUCCCGAGGCGGCUCCAGGCCGGGGGGGACACGGGGGGACCCCGCUACGGUACCGGCGGCGUUUGGGGAAAGGGGGGAAGGCAGCUCCGGAGCCCCCCACGGCCAGGCGUGGAGCCCCCCCGCUGCCGGCGCUCGGGAAGCUCCGGCCGGGGAGAGCGGGCGGGCAGCGCCCAGGCUGCCGGGGCCGGGGGGCGAGGCGGCCCCUGCACCCCCCUAGAGGCGGGCGCUGCCGGCCCCUUCCCUCCUCCCUGCCUGCUCCCUCCCCUCUGAUCAUGUUGACAUAUUCACACGGCCCCAAGUACUAGUGAUGCUUUGCUGCAGCGUUACAGUUUCCGACACCUUCUUUUUAUAACUCGGCGCUGUCCCCCUCCACCCGAGCUGUCAGAACCCCGCCUAUGGAGCCUCACAAUUGGUCCGAAAGCGUCAAAGAGCCAAUCAAGGCGGCUCCAGCUCCCCUGUAACCCACAACACAUCCCUACGAUCGGGUGCACGCAGAGCACAGACUCACAGGGAAUUCUCAGAGCCGAGAGGCUCCUUCUCCCUCUCUCUUCUCUCUCUUUCUCUUUUCCUCUCUUUCUCCCUCCCCCUUUUUUCUCUUCCUUUCUCUUUCCCUCUCACUUUCUCUCUCCUUUAUGGAGACAGCAGUAUAAUUCUGCCAGAUUUUUUUUUAAGGCACAGCGAAAGAGAAAGAGAGGGGGAAAAUAAAUUAAAAAAAAAAAAAAAGAGGAGGAGGGUGAAAGAAAGAAGAGAUCCUGAUGGAAAUCAGGACACCCUGACCAGCUCCUGCUUGGGGAGUGAGGAAGGCGAGGCGGAAACGAGAUUUCCCUACAAGUUUUUGCUGCUGAAGGUUGCUCAGGAGCCUUCCUCGGCCGGCGAGGGGGGAAACCACUCCGGGACUACUCCAGCAGUAGGAAGACCGAGGAGUGGAGUGGAUGAAUUUACCGAUGAGAGAUCCAGUAAUCCCUGGGACAAGCAUGGCUUAUCAUCCCUUUUUACCGCACCGGGCACCGGACUUUGCCAUGAGCGCCGUGCUGGGACAUCAGCCUCCCUUCUUCCCGGCUCUGGCUUUGCCUCCCAACGGGGCAGCCGCCCUCUCCCUUCCCGGGGCUCUGGCUAAACCCAUCAUGGAUCAGUUAGUGGGGGCUGCAGAGACUGGUAUUCCCUUCUCUUCCCUGGGUCACCAGGCAGCAGCCCAUCUGAGGCCUUUAAAAACUCUGGAGCCAGAAGAGGAGGUAGAAGAUGAUCCGAAAGUGCAUCUGGAAGCUAAAGAGCUUUGGGAGCAAUUCCAUAAAAGAGGCACGGAGAUGGUGAUUACCAAAUCGGGAAGGAGAAUGUUUCCUCCAUUUAAAGUGAGAUGCACUGGACUGGAUAAAAAGGCCAAGUACAUUUUAUUGAUGGAUAUUGUGGCGGCUGAUGAUUGUAGGUACAAAUUCCAUAAUUCCCGGUGGAUGGUAGCCGGCAAGGCUGACCCUGAAAUGCCAAAGAGAAUGUACAUCCACCCGGACAGCCCGGCCACCGGCGAACAAUGGAUGUCCAAAGUCGUCACCUUUCACAAGCUGAAGCUCACUAACAACAUCUCUGACAAGCACGGAUUUACCAUUUUAAACUCCAUGCACAAGUACCAGCCCCGGUUCCACAUCGUCCGAGCCAACGAUAUCCUCAAGCUCCCCUACAGCACGUUCAGGACCUACGUUUUCCCGGAGACUGAAUUCAUCGCAGUGACCGCAUACCAGAAUGAUAAGAUCACGCAAUUAAAAAUUGACAACAACCCCUUUGCCAAAGGUUUUCGGGACACCGGGAAUGGAAGGAGGGAAAAGAGGAAGCAGCUGACCCUGCAGUCCAUGCGGGUCUAUGACGAGAGGCAGAAGAAGGAGAAUCCCACCUCGGACGAGUCGUCCAAUGAGCAGACGGCCUUCAAGUGCUUUGCCCAGUCCUCCUGUCCUGCCGUGCCUGCCGUGGGCACCUCCAGCCUCAAAGAUCUCUGCCCCAGCGAGGGAGACAGCGAUGCAGACAGCAAAGACGAUCCCUUGCUAGAAGGAAACGAGUCGGGCAAAAUCAGCACGACCACCGCCGCCACCCCAGCGCCGGCCAGCUCCGCUGCCACCGCGGGGGACGACCCCCGGGACAAGGGCGGCAGCCCCUCCAAAAGCCACUUCUUCCCUGGGGACUCGGCAGGGAGUCGGAGCCGAGAGAGGACUGAGAAAGCCCCUCCGGACUCCCGGCACAGCCCGGCUACCAUCUCCUCCAGCACCCGGGGGGGAAGCCUGAGCGGCGAGGAACUGAAAAGCCCCCUCAGGGAUGGCCCCAAAGUAGAUGAGAACCGACUGCUGGGCAAAGAGCCCUUCACCCCCCUGACGGUCCAAACCGACAGCACGGCCCACCUGAGCCAGGGACACUUGCAGAACCUCGGCUUCCCCCCUGCCCUGGCCGGCCAGCAGUUCUUCAACCCGCUGGGGAACGGGCACCCGCUGCUGCUGCACCCCGGGCAGUUCGCCAUGGGGGGAGCCUUCUCGGGCAUGGCCGCGGGCAUGGGGCCCCUCCUCGCCACCGUCUCCGGGGCGUCCGCCGGGGUCUCGGGACUGGACAACACGGUCAUGGCCACGGCGGCGGCCCAGGGACUCUCGGGAGCAUCGGCGGCCGCGUUGCCUUUCCAUCUGCAGCAGCACGUCCUGGCCUCACAGGGCCUGGCCAUGUCUCCCUUCGGCAGCCUUUUCCCCUACCCCUACACCUACAUGGCGGCGGCGGCCGCCGCCUCCAGCGCCGCUUCCAGCUCGGUGCACCGGCACCCGUUCCUGAGCGCCGUGCGGCCGCGGCUCCGCUACAGCCCGUACCCGCUGCCCGUGCCCCUGGCGGACGGCAGCGGCCUCCUCAGCACGGCGCUGCCCGGCCUGGCCGCCGGCUCCGGCGAGGGCAAGGCGGGCGGGCUGGGCGGCAGCCCCGGCUCCGUGCCCCUGGACUCCGCCUCGGACCUCACCAGCCGCUCCUCCACGCUCUCGUCGGGCUCCGUGUCGCUGUCCCCCAAGCUGGGCGCGGACAAGGAGGCGGCCACCAGCGAACUGCAGAACAUCCAGCGCCUGGUCAGCGGGCUCGACCCCAAGCAGGACAGAUCGCGCAGCGGCUCCCCGUAACCCCCCGGCCUCCGGGAGCUCAUUUCAAAUCCGUCUCGCAGUGCACUUUGUUUGAACGAAACCACAUCCUCCACCCCGCGAGUGUUUGGUUUUUACCCCUUCUUUAUUUUAUUUUUUUUCCCCUCUUUCUGUAUAUUUUUUUUUAACAUAUAAAAUCCCGCGGUGUUGUGUGCGUGCUUAGCAAAAAAAAAAGGUGGAGCAGGGAAAAAAAGGGUCGGGGAUGGGGGAGCGCUGGGUCGGAGGCUCCUCACAGGGAUUGGAGGCACCGGUGGGGUUUGUGGCAUCCUCCUUUUAUUUUCUUUUUUACCAGUGUAAAAAAAAUAAAACCCAAAACCAAAACACACCGGGGGAAAAAAAAAAGAAAAAAAAGAAAGAAAAAAAUACCUAAAAUAAAAAAUAAAACAACAACAAAAAAAAAAUCAAACAAACUUAUGAAUAAAAAUUAAGUAAGAGAAGUGAUUUUUUUCUCUGCGAAAGAAAAGCGUGUAAGUAACUCACGUAUUGGUUCUUCAACAGUUGUUUCCUGGGCGGGUUGUUAACCACAACCCCCUUAGUCGAUAUUAAGGGAAGCUGUGUGUUUAAAAUAUUAUUGUGAUGUCUGAGAGCCAGUCGGUGGCUUUUUUUUGCAUGUUCCAGAGUAGUCUGCUUUUUUUUUUUUUUUUUGAGGGGGGGUGGUGGUAUUUUUUAUUUCAGUGGGGUUUUGUUGUUUAUUUUUAAUGCUCGUUUCAAAUCCCAGGGAAAAAUUAUUAUUAAUAAUAAUAAAAACAAAAAUAAGACCUUUGUCCCUCUACCUUAAACAUCCUCCCUUGUAGCAACAAAAAUAAGACGUGUAGUUGGAAAGAAAAAAAAGUGAAUUUAUUUUAUCUAAAAACCUCUGUAGCUCGACUGUAGAUUUAUCACAGCUUUCCCUCUUUAAUUGUAUAUGCAAUAACAAGGUUUAACAUACUGAGAAGAAGAAAAGAGUGGACACUAUUAUUAAAACAAAGUAUUUAUGUAAUUAUUUGAUAACUCUUGUAAAUACGUGGAAUAUGAAUACUCGAAAUUAAACUUUAAUUUAUUGACAUUGUA